Molecule: messenger RNA, 1718 nt
Organism: Sitophilus oryzae (rice weevil)
Lineage: Eukaryota; Metazoa; Arthropoda; Insecta; Coleoptera; Curculionidae
Product: zinc finger protein OZF-like
Exons: 6
Coding region: 93-1697 (534 amino acids)
Biological process (GO): regulation of DNA-templated transcription
Cellular component (GO): nucleus
Molecular function (GO): RNA polymerase II cis-regulatory region sequence-specific DNA binding; zinc ion binding; DNA-binding transcription factor activity, RNA polymerase II-specific
Source: RefSeq, a predicted model, not a curated record
ACAAUGACAAAAGACAAUUAUUUAAAUGAAAAAAUUUAACCUAGUUUCUGUCCACAACUAAAAAGCAUCUAAAAAGGUAAACAACAAAAAUAAUGGAAAUUAGGGAUAUAAAUUAUCAAGAUAAUUGCAGAUUUUGUUUAAAAAAGUCAGAGCACAUGAUUGAUAUAUUCACUUUUGUUCUCUUACCUCAUGAUAAUGUAGUUAGUUUUAUUGAAAGGCUAACAAAUAUUGAGUUAUUAAGAGGUGACUAUUUGCCAAACAAUAUGUGUGUUGUGUGUACUAAUGCAAUUGAAUCUGCUAACAAAUUUAUACUCAUGUGUAUAUCAUCAGAUAAACUUUUAAAAAAAGAGAAAACGAUAAGAGAAUUUAGAAAGAUCGAAGAGGAAGCCUUACUGGAUGAAAAUGAUAUUAAUGAUUCAAUAUGGGGUGAUAAAUGUGAAGAUAAUAGUCUUUCAAUAAAAUGUGAAGAACAGAAUAUAGAAUCUUGUUCAGAAAACAGUCUAAAAGACUUAUCAGAUUCUGAUUUGGAUGAUAAAGCGGAGCCUAUUUUAUACUCGUCUGAAAUAUCCCAGCUAGAAGUACCCAUAAGAGAAAAAUAUAAAUGUGAAAAAUGUUUAAUGACUUUCAGCAAUAAAACAAAGUUCUUGGGACAUCAGAAAACUCAUGAUGAUACAAAACCUUUUAAGUGUGAUAUAUGUUAUCAAAGUUUUUUAAAAGAAGUACACUUAAAAGUCCAUUUAAGAUCUCAUGCUAAAUUGGAAGAGAAGAAGUUUCAGUGUGGAGUGUGUGGAAAGCAAUUCAUAUUUGCCUAUUUGCUGAAACAACAUGAAUAUAGACAUUCUGAGAGAAAACCGUUUCCUUGCACAAAAUGUUCUAAAGGGUGCCUAACAUCAGAAAGUUUACGUCGUCAUAUGAGGAUACAUGACAAAAAUUAUAUUAAGAAAGCAUAUAUUUGUACAAUCUGUAGAAAAGAAUUUCCAUAUCCAAGCUCCCUAUCAGAACAUAUGAAGCUACACACUGGUGAAAAGCCUCAUCUUUGCUCCAUAUGUGGUAAAGGUUUUCGCCAGAGCGGAGCUUUACAUUACCAUCAAAAAAUUCAUACAGGCCUCAAGUCUUUUAAAUGCAAAAUUUGUCAGGAAUGGUUUAUGUCACAGAGCAUUUUGAAAGUUCAUAUGAGAAAACACACCAAUGAGAGGCCUUUUGUAUGUGAUUGCUGUGGUAUGUCUUUUAGGCAAUCAAAUGACUUAAAAAGUCACACUCGUACUCAUACAGGAGAAAAGUCAGUUUUAUGUACAGUUUGUGGCAAGAAACUAGCUACUACUGGACAAUUAACAAUACAUUUAAGAUCACACACUGGCGAGAAACCGUACAAAUGCAAAAUCUGUUCGAAGGCAUUCACUACUAAUUCAGUGUUAAAAAAACAUAGUAGAGUUCACACUGGAGAACGUCCAUAUAUUUGUACUGUAUGUAAUAAGGGUUUUAGUCAAAGUUCUACAUUAAAAACACAUGCUCUGAUGCACAGGAAUAACCACCCACAAAACAGCAAGAGACAAGUAAAAUUAAAAAGCGCUAAAAGCAAAAGAAAUGAAUCAGAAGAUAGAGCCACUGUAAAAAUUAAUUUAGAAGAAAAGGAAACUAGUGAUAUGAAAACUGAAUUUACUGUUAUUCCUGCUCCAAUUCCAUAUGUAACAAGUUAAAUUGUAUAUAUAUAUAUAUAU